Messenger RNA from Nannospalax galili (Upper Galilee mountains blind mole rat), 2766 nucleotides. It is a transcript of the gene Klhl6, whose product is annotated as kelch like family member 6. Lineage: Eukaryota; Metazoa; Chordata; Mammalia; Rodentia; Spalacidae. Bases 71 to 1903 code for a protein of 610 amino acids. The record is from RefSeq and is a predicted model, not a curated record. The transcript is spliced from 7 exons. Gene Ontology annotation, biological process: B cell receptor signaling pathway; germinal center formation. Gene Ontology annotation, molecular function: protein binding.
UGUGACUCCCUGAAACUUGGCAACGCCUUCAGUCUGGAUAUUGACAGCAAGACAAAGAGGUGUCUGGACCAUGAGCGACGUGGUAGAGAAGAGCUUGGAAGGACCCUUAGCAAGCACUACAGACAAGUCUUUCCAGAAAAGGGAAGACUUGGUGGAAAUUUUAAAUGGGGAGAAGGUAAACUUUGAUGAUUCAAGACUUUCCUUAAUUCUUCAGAAUGGCUUGGAGACCCUGAGAGAGGAAAAUGCUCUGACAGAUGUCAUCUUGUGUGUGGACAUUCAGGAAUUCUCCUGUCAUCGUGUGGUGCUUGCUGCAGCUAGCAACUAUUUCAGGGCCAUGUUCUGCAAUGACCUGAAAGAAAAGUAUGAGAAGAAGAUCAUUAUUAAAGGGGUGGAUGCUGAGACCAUGCACACACUCCUGGACUACACGUACACCAGCAAGGCUAUGAUCACCAAACAGAAUGUUCAGCGGGUCCUGGAAGCUGCCAACCUUUUCCAGUUCCUGCGGCUGGUGGAUGCCUGUGCUAGCUUCCUCACAGAAGCCUUGAACCCAGAAAAUUGUAUUGGAGUACUGAGGCUGGCAGACACACACUCUUUGGACAGUUUAAAGAAGCAAGUUCAAAGUUACAUCAUCCAAAACUUUGUGCAGAUUUUGAACUCUGAGGAGUUCCUUGAACUUCCUGUGGACACCCUGUAUCAUAUCUUGAAGAGUGAUGAUCUGUAUGUGACUGAGGAGGCUCAAGUGUUUGAGACUGUAAUGAGCUGGGUCCGACACAAGCAGUCAGAACGACUCUGUCUACUGCCUUGCAUCCUGGAGAAUGUGCGUUUACCGCUUCUGGACCAGUGUUACUUUGUGGAGAUGGUCGAAGCGGAUCCUCUCAUCAGGCAGUGUCCUGAGGUCUUCCCACUGCUUCAGGAAGCCAGAAUGUACCACCUUUCUGGCAAUGAGAUUAUUUCAGAGCGCACCAAGCCCAGGAUGCACGAGUUCCAGUCUGAGGUAUUCAUGAUCAUCGGUGGCUGUACAAAGGAUGAGCGAUUUGUGGCAGAGGUAACCUGCCUGGACCCCCUGAGGCGCAGUCGCCUGGAGGUGGCCAAGCUCCCAUUGACAGAGCAUGAGCUGGAGAGUGAGAAUAAGAAAUGGGUGGAGUUUGCAUGCGUGACAUUAAAAAACGAGGUCUACAUCUCAGGUGGCAAAGAAACACAGCAUGAUGUUUGGAAAUAUAACUCUUCAAUCAACAAAUGGAUUCAGAUUGAAUAUUUAAACAUAGGCCGCUGGAGGCAUAAGAUGGUGGUACUGGGUGGCAAGGUCUAUGUAAUUGGGGGUUUUGAUGGCUUACAAAGGAUCAACAAUGUGGAGACCUAUGACCCCUUCCACAACUGCUGGUCAGAGGCUGCACCCCUCCUUGUCCAUGUGAGUUCCUUUGCAGCCACCAGUCACAAGAAGAAGCUGUAUGUGAUUGGGGGAGGGCCCAAUGGAAAACUGGCCACAGACAAGACACAGUGUUAUGAUCCUUCAACCAAUAAAUGGAUUUUAAAGUCGGCCAUGCCGGUAGAGGCUAAAUGCAUCAAUGCAGUGAGUUUCCAGAAUCACAUCUAUGUUGUUGGUGGUGCCAUGAGAGCACUCUAUGCCUACAGCCCUCUGGAAGACAGCUGGUGUCUGGUGACACAGCUCAGCCAUGAACGAGCCAGCUGUGGCAUCGCACCCUGCAACAACAGGCUGUACAUCACCGGUGGGCGGGAUGAGAAGAAUGAGGUCAUCGCUACUGUGCUGUGCUGGGAUCCUGAGGCCCAGAAGCUGACAGAGGAGUGUGUCCUGCCUCGGGGAGUGUCACAUCACGGCAGUGUCACCAUCAGGAAGUCAUAUACUCACAUACGGAGGAUUGUGCCUGGUGCAGUGUCUGUGUGACUGCAGAGAGAACCUGGAAGGCGCCCCUGGAGUCUCUGAGCACUGAUUCUGCACUCCCGCUUGCUCAGGUCCCUUGCGAGUCUCAGGCAUAGCUUGGGUCUAAGGCCCAUGGUUCGUCCUGGCAUACCUAGGAAGUUUUGGGACGUUUGAGAUCAGCAGGAAUGUUGUGUGACCUACCUCUGAGUGGACUGUGGAAGAAGAGUAAUAUUUGAUAUAUAGGUCCUGCCUUCUUACCCUGUCCUGUCUGUGCCAAGCACUCUUUCAUGUUCAUUUAACUUCUGCAGUGGCCUGCUGCCAGAUAUUACCACUCUUGUAUUAACAGAUGAUGAAAAAAAAAAAGCUUCUGAUGGGCUGACUUCCCCUGGUCACUCAAAAAGAAAGUAGCUCAGCAAGCAGUCUAAGCCCAGGUCUUUCCAUUUUGAAGUCAGUGUCUUUCCCGCCAUACUCUAGUUCAGAUCAGGAAAAACAAAACCAAACCUCAAACUUGGCAAGUCUGCUAAAAGAUUCUGUCAGCAAGACAGGGGCUAAAGGUGUUUCGUUUUUCUUUCUUUUAUCCCUUGUAUGAAAACCAUAAACUCCAUUGGUCUUGGAGCUUUUGGGGCCACUUGUCAAGGGCACAUCAUAUGUUCUUCCACUGGAUAGGUCUGUCAGGACUGCCCUGCAAAGGCCUGUUUGCUUUGAAAGAGGUGAAAGAUGUGUCUUGUUCUUCCCCACAUUGAAGAGUUUAUGUCAACAAUGAUAGGUGGCUCAUUUGGGGCUGGAAUUGUCAUGGCCAGUCAGAAGUAGUUUUCCUUAGGGUUGGGGAUAUGGCUCAGCGGGUAAAGCACUUGCUGUGUAAGUAUGAAGACUGGAGUAGAGUGCUU